Messenger RNA from Ahaetulla prasina, 1213 nucleotides. It is a transcript of the gene HSD17B2, whose product is annotated as hydroxysteroid 17-beta dehydrogenase 2. The transcript has 3 exons. Lineage: Eukaryota; Metazoa; Chordata; Lepidosauria; Squamata; Colubridae. The record is from RefSeq and is a predicted model, not a curated record. The coding region runs from base 424 to 1152 and encodes 242 amino acids.
CUUGUUUGUUGACUUUCUCUCACUCUCUCUACUUCCGUGUGUGUGUGUGUGUGUGUGUGUGUGUGUGUGUGUGUGUGAGUAUCCUUCUGAAGGUGGAGCCCUCCUGCAAUAAAAAGAGGGGGGGGGGAAAUAACAACUUAAAAUGAAGGCAAAUAUUCGAAGUUCCGCUACUACCACCCUGACGUGGCAAGCCGGCCAGUACAGAUAAAAACCCAUUCCUCUUCGAGGUUUGCUGUCUCACUGCCUCUCAAGUCCUUCUCUAGAUGCUUCUUUCCUGCUUGGAGACAUCAGACACCUUUGCCUGGGCUGUGAAUCAUCAUCCUAGGAACUUUUCUUUUUAAUUUGUUGUGGUUUUUUCUAAUACCAAGGAUCUUUGUCUUUUUUCUUUCUUUUUUUCUUUUCUUUUCAGUGCCCGUCUGAGUCAUGUUUCUGCACCAGGCUGAACUGGAUCAUUCUCUCCUCUUCUACAUGGGAGCCACGGUCCUCUACGGGGGCACGAUUUUUUACCGAGCGAGGAAGAACCGAGUGGAGAAAGCUCCUCCUUUCCGCUGGGGUCUCCUGUUGCUUUUGAUCCUGGAGGUCCUCUGCUUCACCACUUUGAGAAAUUCCCUGGGCUUGGCUCUCUUCUCCCUGGCGUGCCUCAUGUUUUGGUUGUACACCCCUGCGCAAGCCAUGCUGCCCGUCGGCCAUAAAGCGGUGCUGAUCACAGGAACCGACAGUGGAAUCGGCCAUGAGCUCGCCAAGUACCUUGACCGUUUAGGGUUUACUGUCUUUGCCGGCGUCUUAAAUGCAGCAGGGCCCGGUGCCAAAAAGCUGAAAGAGACCUGCUCCGAAAGGCUUUCUAUCCUGCAGCUGGAUAUCACCAGUUCUGCGCAAAUCAAGGAGGCUUAUCUCGAAACAAGACGGAAGUUGCAAAACGAAGAACUUUGGGCUGUUAUCAACAAUGCAGGAAUCUUGGGCUUCCUAGGUGACGGAGAGCUGCUCCCCUUGAGUUCUUACAAGCAGUGCAUGGAUGUAAAUUUCUUUGGCCCUGUUGAAAUAUCCAAAAUGUUCUUACCACUGCUUAGGAAAUCCAAGGGAAGGAUUAUUAACAUCUCGAGCCUAGCAGGUAAGUUAUGCUCGUGUUUUCCAGCAAAAGUUGUAAAUUUAUAGACCGUCACCUGGGUUGGAUUCCGCUCCCACUUUUCCGAAAGUUCGAGCUGCUGUGUGGAAG